Cotesia glomerata is the source of this 6101-nucleotide messenger RNA. It is a transcript of the gene shaker, whose product is annotated as potassium voltage-gated channel protein Shaker. Bases 1623 to 3098 code for a protein of 491 amino acids. Gene Ontology annotation, cellular component: membrane; voltage-gated potassium channel complex. Gene Ontology annotation, biological process: potassium ion transmembrane transport; protein homooligomerization. The transcript has 7 exons. The record is from RefSeq and is a predicted model, not a curated record. Gene Ontology annotation, molecular function: protein binding; delayed rectifier potassium channel activity. NCBI's taxonomy places the organism in Eukaryota, Metazoa, Arthropoda, Insecta, Hymenoptera, Braconidae.
UCGAUAUUCGGUAGUUGAGGACUUAAUGCUUAAAUCACUUAUGUAUGUCUGUAAAGUUAGUAUUGACUCGUCCAGCAUUGGUCGUCAGUAUCUUGGUCAUCAUUCACGCAAAAAAAUGUAUUCAUGCUGUUAAAUUCUAAUUAAUUGGUCUCAGCAAUUAUUAAUAAUGUCAAUCAAUGCUUAAUUUACAGACGUUGCUUAUGUCGCAAAUAUAAUUUAAGCAGAUGAGUUCUCUAAUACAUAUUCUUAAUUGAAGAAAAAGUUGAUGUCAUUUGUAAGCAAACACAUAAUUUUUCUGUACAAAAUAGAAAAAAAUUUACUGUUUGUUGUGCAUUACUACGAUAUUAUACGUUGAGAACGAAUCUAAAUGAGAUGUUAGACAAUAACUUGAUUAUAUGGUCUAAAAUGGAAGUCAAUUAUUAAAGAAAAAAAAAAAUAAAAAGUAAACAUAUUCAAAGAAGUGUGAGAUAGCAAAGACGCAUGACGACAAGAGAAUAGCUAAAGAGGGGAUAAAAAGCCGAGGGAGGUGCGCAUAGUUCAAGCAAGCUGAAAAGCUGGUCAGCUAUCAAACAACUACAACACUUGAGUUUUUUUCAUAUCUAAAAGUAAAUUAUUAAAUUGUUCAUAAUUUUUGAUAUUUUAGAAUAAUAGAAUGAACAGAUGUAAAAACUAAUGAUCAUGUAUGAAUAUAAAUCAGUAAACUAAAAAAUUAUUACUUGAGAAAAUUUAUCAGAUAGUUUAAGUGAAAUCUGAGACAUUUAGCAGGAUACAGAAAAUCUUAUGAAAAAAUCACAUAGAGAAGUGUACAUACUGGUGUUGUUAGUGAUAUAUAAUCUAAAUGAGAAAUCUCAAAAUAUUCUAAAACAUACAUUUUAGUACACUGCAAAUUGGUUAACAUCUUUUCAUUUCUUCUGCUCUACGGUCUUAUUUCAAGCUAUAGGUAGCGUUAAAGACAAAUAACUUAAUAGCGAAAUUCAAGCUAUGAGUGACUUAAAAUCAGUUGGAAAUUGUUUGCGAAGUGUAGAAGAAAGGUUCGAUUGUGCAAAAUCAAGAAAAAGUACAUUGAGUUUUUGGUGAAAGAAAUGAACUUACAGGAUAAAUCAUGACUUGAAAUUAUAUUUUCAAUGAUAAAAGAACUAUUGUAUAUGUUUUGUUAAAAAUGGAGAAAAAACUAACUUUGUGAUUUUGAUGUGACAACAAAAAUAUAGUUCCGUGUUGAAACCACAAAAAAAAGUUCAAUUUUUUUUUAUUAAUUUUGGAAUAGCGCAGUGUAAUCUUGAAUAUUCUUUUAUCAAAACCAAUCUAACGUGAAACGAUGACUACAAAAUAUUAUUUCCCACAUUUUCGUCUCAGACUAUUAAUUCCAGAAUGCUUAUCUAGUUGACUAAAGAGAAAAAAAAAAAAAAAAUUGAAAAAAAUUUCAAUACCAGCAAUAUUCUUUGUUUACAAAUCGAUAAAAAAUGAUGAAUUUACUAGCUACAUGUAUUUGCUAAGAAAAAUUUUGUCUAUUCUAAUCAAUUGGCGAAUAAAACUCUCAAAAACAUGAUUUUCGGGAGGGGGAGAUACCCCCUCUCGUAACUGCUGCGAGGCGCCAAGAUUUCCCGCAUCGAGUUCAUUGAAAAAUGGGGGCUAACCCCUGUCCUCAGACCGAGGCAGGACCCAUGCCCCCACCGGAAUGGUGCGGAGGAACAGGGCGAUGUGAGGUUAGCGGAUUACGAUUUGAGACACAACUGCGCACACUGAACCAGUUUCCGGAUACAUUACUAGGUGACCCUUCAAGGCGCAUUCGGUACUUCGAUCCAUUACGCAACGAAUAUUUUUUCGAUCGAAACCGACCUUCGUUCGAUGCAAUUCUUUAUUAUUAUCAAAGCGGAGGACGACUUCGACGGCCAGUGAAUGUACCGCUCGACGUCUUUUCCGAAGAAAUCAAAUUUUAUGAAUUAGGAGAAUCUGCUACAAAUAAAUUCAGAGAGGAUGAAGGAUUCAUUAAAGAAGAGGAGAAACCUUUACCAUCGCAUGAACUGCAAAGAAAAGUUUGGCUAUUAUUUGAAUAUCCAGAAAGUUCUCAAGGCGCGCGGGUUGUUGCUAUAAUCUCAGUGUUUGUUAUUUUGUUAUCAAUUGUCAUUUUUUGUUUGGAAACACUUCCCGAGUUUAAGCAUUAUAAAGUGUUCAAUACGACGACCAAUGGCACCAAAAUAGAAGAGGAUGAAGUUCCGGACAUUACUGAUCCGUUUUUUUUGAUAGAAACUAUAUGUAUUAUUUGGUUUACAUUCGAGUUAUCAGUGCGCUUCCUUGCCUGCCCGAAUAAAUUGAAUUUCUUUCGUGAUUUGAUGAACUUCAUAGACAUAAUCGCUAUAAUUCCAUACUUUAUAACGCUAGGUACUGUAAUCGCUGGAAAGGAGCAUGAAUUUGAUCUCCCAAAAGCACCAGUUAGUCCCCAAGAUAAAAGUACAAAUCAAGCUAUGUCACUAGCGAUUUUAAGAGUGAUUAGACUAGUCAGAGUAUUUCGAAUAUUUAAGCUAUCGAGACAUAGCAAGGGUCUCCAAAUACUUGGAAGAACUUUGAAAGCUUCAAUGCGAGAACUUGGACUGCUCAUAUUUUUUCUUUUUAUAGGUGUAGUCCUUUUCUCAUCAGCAGUUUACUUCGCUGAAGCAGGUUCCGAAAAUUCAUUCUUCAAAUCCAUUCCAGAUGCUUUCUGGUGGGCCGUCGUCACGAUGACUACUGUGGGCUACGGUGAUAUGACACCUGUUGGUGUGUGGGGAAAAAUCGUUGGAUCACUAUGUGCCAUUGCUGGAGUUUUGACAAUAGCUCUGCCGGUUCCAGUCAUUGUCUCGAAUUUCAAUUACUUUUAUCAUCGAGAGACUGAUCAAGAGGAGAUGCAAUCGCAAAACUUCAACCAUGUUACCAGCUGUCCAUAUCUUCCUGGCACUUUAGGCCAGCAUAUAAAGAAGAGUUCCAUGUCAGAAUCUUCAUCAGAUAUGGUGGACCUUGAUGAACCAUUCUUAAUAGCUCAUUCAGAAGUUACGAUGAAAACCAAUUGCAAUUCAAGCCUCAAUAAUCCUAACUCGAUUUGUACGGGAAUAGAAACCGAUGUCUGACUAAAAGUUUGGAAGUCGUCUGUACGUGACCCAUUGUAUCAUGCAGAAGAUGAAGGGUUCUUCUCACGCAGAAUUAGUCUACUAGAAAAGUUAAUGCAACGUCCUGCCACUAUUAAUACCAUGUUUGGAGACCACAGAUAAUUUCAUUGGACUCAAUUUCUUGAUUAAACACGAAUAGGCUCGACAUUAAACUAAUAAGUGAUCAAUAUAUCUUUCAAAAACACUUAAAAUUUUUAUCUAAAUGUAUUGUUAAGUGGCAAAAAGUUUUAUUUCGUUAAUUAUGACGCGUGACACCACCUUAUUCAGUGUUCAAAAAGAAAUGAUUUCUUUGUACAUUCGAUAUUGAACUAUUAAGAUAAAAGACGAAAGUGACAGUCAAAAAAAUUGUUUUUGUUCCGUGUCACGAAUGCAGAAAAUAAAUGAAUCUUCUACAGGUGAAUGUUGCGACUUUCUUGUAUAAAUGAAUUAUAGAUAAAUUUUUAUUUUAGAGACGAAGUAGCUAACCCCGUACAAUUUUGUAUCCAUUAGUUUUUUUCUGAGCAUUGAACAUUUGAUUUUAAUUCGCAGGUAUAUUUUUAUUAAUUUCGAUAUAUUUAAGCUUUAUUUUACCCAGAAUCUAGAAACUAAGAAGAUUGUAUAUAGCUAGUUCAGAGACUAGUUUUCUAAUGGUGAUUUAGAAUAAACAAGUUCAAUACAAGUUGUGCACAACAGAGAGUGAUCUCUAUCAAAUAGUGCCGUUAAACUACCGAAGUUUGCAUGAUGCUUCUAUCAAAUAACAUGGUAUUUAAAUUGUUGGAUAUGGUAUGAUCAGUUGAAGUCUGGAAAAAAAAAUAUCUUUUUUACUCAACCAUUUUUAAGAUAAAUUGAAAAGAAUUAUGUACUACAUCGUGCUAAGCAUUGAUGAUAAUAAGGUUAAAACAUAAGAUAAUUUCGAGUAAUCCUCUAAAAAUAUUAAAUCAACGUUUAAAUCGAAAAUUAAUACUAUAUCUUGAAAUGCAAACAAACUUAGUCAUUUUCAAAAUACGAUUUCUUCCAUUUUUUUUCUUACAUACAUCAAAGAUAGAAGAAAUUGAAUUUCACUUCAUAUACUCAAUGUGUAAAAAAAGUCAAUGUACGUGAAUUAAGUUUCUAAUUUUUUAUCAAAAUAAUUAAUAAACAAAGUUUGCAUGCCCACUACGAGCAACUUUGUAACAAUUAAUAUUUGUUAUACUGUUAUUAUGAGAAAUUUCAUGUCUGCAUGAUAAAGAAAUGAAAAUUUUCCCCAAUUGAUUCAUAAAUUUAUUUUAUGUAUCAAUCUUUUUGUAGAAUAAUUAACCUACAACCGAAUUUUCCAAAUAUUUAGUGAGUCCCAUUUAUAUUCUACUGUCUGAAUGAAAAUGUACAAUAUAAAUAAAUUAGAUUAUUGAAAAUCUUCGCAAUAUUAGAUUGACAUCAUCAAUCAUUCUAAGAAACGUAAUACUAAAUAUAAUACAAGAGACAAUUUUCAUCAAUUUAUGUAAAUUUCCAAUGCAAUGCCUUGUUAAAACCAUUAAAUAUCUGAUGAUCUAUAGAAAUGGUAUAAGUUAACGGUAAGAAAAUUGGUUGAAGAAACUCACAUUUUAUAUAUCUAAGAUUACAGCAAAAGACUUUAAAUACUCGUAUUUAUGUAAAAUGAACAAAAUAAUACUCAUCGAACGUUGCAGUUAACUUAACAAUAUAUUUCCAAAUGAAUAUAUAUAAUAUUAAUGUAAAUAUAUUUAUUAAUUUGUAAGAUAAGUAUUUUGGUAUAAGAUCGUAUCUCAAGAAUGGAGACUGGUCAAUGGAAAUAGAAAUAAAAAAAGCUUAUAUUCACCCCUACCAUAAAAAUUUGAUCGGAAGCCCCUUUUAUUUCAGUUCCAUUUUUUUAGCCAUUUUAGGCUUCAGCAUAACUUAAUUUUAUUCUAUAAAUAAAUAAAAUAGUCGUUAAGUUAAGCUAGUUGAAUGAUUCACUUGGAUCGGCGUUAUACCAUCGAGGUAUGAACAUGUUCGUCAUUGAAUCUCAUUCUAAUAAAGUAUCAAGUGAAACUGUCUAUCUCAUUUUACACUCAAUAAUCGUAAAUUCUUAAGAUUUAUAUUGUUGUUAAGAAUCUUAUGAUUUUUUCAUCUUUUGAAUCAUGAUCUAAAUUAUUAAAUACGGGGAAUCAUAUCAUCAAAACAACCAUCUACUAUAAAAUUUAAUUUUUCGGCAUCUUAACAUGCAAAAAUGAGCUUAUGAAAAGCGAGCUUCUAAAAUUGGCACAAUCUUCGAUUUCUAAGUUUUCGAAAUCGUCAUUUACUACUUUGAAAUUGCACCUCUGUAAAAACGUUAUUCCUAUUUCAUGCUUUCAACUCAGUUAUGAUUUUGUUGGUUCCAGAUAAUGAGAUUUACACAAUAAUUAAUUUUGUUCUAAAAACGGGCUUAAAUUGUACGUAGGAUGGAUGAGUGGGUUGAAGAUCGAAUUUCUUAGAGAAACGAAAUUGUCGUUAAAAUUUUCAUUCAGUUAUUACUUUAAGCUUAAGAAUAGUCACGAUUUACGAAGUUUUUAAAUCAUAAUUGUAUAAAUACCACUAACACUGCCGAAACAUUAACAUGAAUGCGUCAUUCGUGAAAUAAUAGUUAUUAUGUGCUCGUAACAGUUUUUAUUGGAAAAGCGAAAAUUGUAUCAUAAAAAUUAAUUUGCGAUUAAGAAUAUAAGCUCAAAAACACAUUUCCACAAUAUUGAAAAAAAUAAUUGAGGAUUAGAAUAAAAGAAUCUCGAAAUAUAUCGUUGAUCAGCUGGCACUGGCAGUUUCGCUCAAAAUGUGAUAGUGUUGUAAUGUAAGGUUCAGGAGGUAAUUUAUGAAUAUGUUAAUAGAAUUAAUAGUUGGUCAGUCAUCAAAUUGUAUUAUAGUAAUGUCGAUAUGAGUAAAUGCGAAUAUUUAUCCAGGAGAGAAGUUCAAUUAACUUGUAUGACCAAAAUACGGUUUAUAUAAAAAUUGAAAUAAAGAUUUUCUAACAAAACAAUA